Fomitiporia mediterranea MF3/22 is the source of this 1473-nucleotide messenger RNA. Its product is annotated as sugar transporter. The transcript has 9 exons. Gene Ontology annotation, molecular function: transmembrane transporter activity. The record is from RefSeq and is a predicted model, not a curated record. Gene Ontology annotation, biological process: transmembrane transport. NCBI's taxonomy places the organism in Eukaryota, Fungi, Basidiomycota, Agaricomycetes, Hymenochaetales, Hymenochaetaceae. Bases 1 to 1473 code for a protein of 490 amino acids. Gene Ontology annotation, cellular component: membrane.
AUGGCGAGUGUACUCACCGGUCAUGACGAGAAGACCAUCGACGAUAUCGAAGACAACCGCAUCGAUCAGGAGCCCUACAAUGACGAUCCAGACGCCGAAUUCGGUGGAACCGAGGCCAGGAAGCGUCUGGAGCGCAAACUCGUCCGCAAACUGGAUAUGCGCAUGUGUAUUCUCAUCAUCAUAUACAUCCUAAACUAUAUUGAUAGGAAUAAUGCAGCUGCGGCAAGGCUUAGAGGUUUUGAAGACGACCUACACCUCGUAGGGGAGCAAUUCAAUACACUUCUCUCUAUUCUCUACGUUGGCUACAUCAUCAUGCAAGUUCCAUCGAACAUGUUCUUAAAUUAUAUUGGAAAGCCGUCAAUAUAUUUACCGGCUUGUAUGGUUGUUUGGGGAACAAUAUCCAUAUUGACUGGUGUAACAACGAACUUUGUUGGUGCCCUAAUGACUCGUUUCUUCCUUGGCUUUGUUGAAGCAGCCUUCUUCCCUGGUGCCCUCUUCCUACUCUCAAAAUGGUAUCGACGUGAUGAGCUCGGACUCCGAACCGCGUUGCUUUAUUGUGGCUCCCUUAUAUCUAAUGGCUUUGGAGCUCUCAUUGCUUCUGGUAUUCUUGACGGAAUGGAUGGUGCAGGAGGACGAGCUGCAUGGAGAUGGCUCUUCUAUAUCGAGGGUGGAUUGACUGUCUUCUUCGCUCUUAUUUCCAUCUUCAUCCUUCCAGAUUUUCCCGCGACAUCAAAGUGGCUAUCACCCCUUGAGCGCCGUCUGGCUGAGAAACGUCUCGAAGAAGACGUUGGAGUAGGUGAUAGCGACGGUACUAUGCACAUCUCCCACGUCGAAGGCCUCAUCAUGGCAUUCACGGACUGGAAAGUGUGGUGGUUGGCACUUGCGUUGACCUCCAUGGUCAUCUCCUUGAGUUUCAACGCUUUCUUCCCGACACUCAGCAAGACCAUGGGUUUUAACAACACUGUAACAUUGCUGCUUUGCGCACCUCCAUGGGUCUUUGCUACCAUUUGUGCAUUCAUAGUGACCAGACAUUCUGAUGCAACUCGCGAGCGAUUCUGGCACAUAGUCUGCUCAUUGCUCGUUGGCAUCGUUGGAUUCAUUAUAGCCAUCUCAACGAUGAACACCGCUGCUCGUUAUAUUUCUCUUUUCUUAAUGGCCUCAUCAUACUGCGGCUUCAUCGUUUUCUAUGCCUGGAUUAGUAACUCCAUUCCGCGCCCACCCGCUAAACGUGCAGUCGCCAUCGCAUUCAUAAACGCGUUCUCGCAACUUGGAAAUAUCUCUGGCUCGUACAUUUGGCCUACGAACUGGGGCCCGACUUAUAGGAACUCAUAUGCCAUCUGCAUUGCUACGAGUGGUCUGUGUAUCCUGAUGUGUUGUGUCUUCCGUACGCACCUAGUUCAACUUAACAAGAAACUAGAUAAGGAGGAGGAAGAGAGUGGUCAGACGGUUAAGGGCUUUAGAUAUUUGAUUUAG